GAACUGGUCAGAGCCUCAGAGCUGCGAUUCUGGGACAUGUGGUGCUUUGGACAAGUUAGCCAUGGAGACGGACGGUCUAUAAAGAAGGCAGUUGCGCGCGUUGCCUAUCCUCCAUCAUGUGAGAAGCAAUCAUCUGGAGCGAAUUCAACCAUUCUGUCGACUGCACGAUCUCAGCUAGAGCUACGGAAUCACAAUAACUACACAUACAAGCAACAUGGCACCCCAUCCGAACGCUAUCACCCUGCUCGGUGCAGGCACACAAGGCUCACGUCUAGCCUACAUGUGGUCUCGUCUCGGGAGACCUGUUUACCUUGUCGAUAAAGACUUGGACCAGCUAUCCAAAGCAUCUGACACGAUCGAGGAGCUGCGCAACAAGGAGACAUCACCCUACAAACGAGGCCCAGUUCAUGGGCUAACGAUCGCCGAGCUUGACAAGGCGCUUCGCGAAUCUUGGCUGGUCAUCGAGUGUACUCCAGAGAACCUGAAAUGCAAACGAUCCGUCAUCCAGCAGCUCGACAGCCAAGCCGAUCCAGACACCAUCAUUGCGUCCAACUCUAGCAGCCACUCGAUCACCGAGGUCUGCGAAGGCAUGGGGUUCAAAGCCAAUGACCGAUUCGUGAACCUACACUCAUUCUGGCCACCAGAAACACAAGUCCUCGAAAUCAUGGGCACCGACAAGACCCGCCCGGACAUCAUCCCCCUCCUCAUGAAUGAAUCCCGCGAGCACGGGUUCCUCCCCUUCCACGUACGCAAGGACUCAAUGGGCUACAUCUUUAACCGAAUCUGGGCCGCCAUCAAGCGAGAGACCCUGAUGGUGCUGGACGAAGGCAUCGCCACCCCCCAGGAAGUUGACGAGAUGUACAAGGCCGUCCUGCACGCCCCCAAGGGCCCCUGCGAACAGAUGGACGUGGCCGGCCUCGACGUCAUCCUGGCGAUCGAGGAGCACUACGCGCAGGCUCGGUCGGGGAUCCCCGAUGGCCCGCGGAAGUAUCUGCGCGAUAUCGUGGACCGAGGCGACUUGGGGGUCAAGACUGGGGCUGGGUUCUUUGACUAUAGUGCCAAUGCGUGAGAGCUUAGUAGCUUGUGGGAGGGGCAUGGUUGCCUUUUUUUUGGGUUUGUUGUUUGAAAGCUGUACCGUACAUGACUUGAUAUUAUAUUCGAUUUAUGCGAG
This is a messenger RNA of Aspergillus homomorphus CBS 101889, 1171 nucleotides long. Its product is annotated as 3-hydroxyacyl-CoA dehydrogenase family protein. Gene Ontology annotation, biological process: fatty acid metabolic process. Gene Ontology annotation, molecular function: oxidoreductase activity, acting on the CH-OH group of donors, NAD or NADP as acceptor; NAD+ binding. Lineage: Eukaryota; Fungi; Ascomycota; Eurotiomycetes; Eurotiales; Aspergillaceae. The transcript is spliced from 6 exons. The record is from RefSeq and is a predicted model, not a curated record. The coding region runs from base 215 to 1069 and encodes 284 amino acids.